CUCUCUGUCUCUCUGUCUCUCUCUCGCUCUCUCUCUCUCUCUCUACACUAGUCUUUUACUGUAUGGCCGCCAAUUCGAGCAGUCGAGGUAUCGCGAGCUUGGGGAAGCGACUUAUCAACGAGAUCCGAGCGCGCGAUUCAGCUCAGCUCUCUGCUCUCACUCUCAGGAGGGCUGCUCACACCUCGACCUAUGACAAGAACCCAGAGGAGCAAACUGGACCCAGCUUUGUUCCAGAUGAUGUGAUCCCGCCCCAACCGGACAAGUACUGGGCUCCCCACCCAGACACGGGGGUUUUCGGGCCUGAAGCUGAACACACAUCUUCUGUGGGCAGGGAGGACGGCUCCUCCCGGGGCGAUGGUGGGGAGGGAUCCUCGGUUCUGGAGCAAAAGGCGUGGUUUCGCCCUACCAGCAUCGAGGACUUGGAGAAGCCUGACCUUCCCUAACUCUGAGGCAACAUAUGAAUUAUAUAUAUAAUAGAUAAAUAAUAUAUAGGCGUGGUGCAGCGGAGGCUGCCUAUAUAUGUGCUGAGGUGCUAAAAGUAGUAGUAUUCUGUGUGCUAAAACCGGUUGGUAGCAAAGCUGGAGUUGACUGUGUUACAUAUUGUAUGCAACUUAAUGGUUACCUACCCUAUGCCUAUGGGCUGUGUAUUUCUAAUUUUCUACGGUAUCUUUUCCGUGAAUAGAGGGAUAUGCCUUGUUAAUCAA
Messenger RNA from Pyrus x bretschneideri (Chinese white pear), 704 nucleotides. Its product is annotated as late embryogenesis abundant protein At5g17165. The transcript has 2 exons. The record is from RefSeq and is a predicted model, not a curated record. NCBI's taxonomy places the organism in Eukaryota, Viridiplantae, Streptophyta, Magnoliopsida, Rosales, Rosaceae. The coding region runs from base 63 to 443 and encodes 126 amino acids.